GGAGAGUUCAGUGUUGUGCGCUCUCUGUGCGUCACACGCUCGAAAACCUCCACUGGAAGCGCACGACUCCACCGACUAUUAUACAUGCAAAUACAGCCGAGACUCCAGCUCCUCUGCGAACACAACAGGCUCCGUUUUCUCCCCAAGCUUGAAUUCACUUCUACUUGUGGCUGCAUCUUAGGAGUGAAAUGGAUGUCAUCCCCAUGUGUAGCAUCUUCCAGGAGCUCCAGAUCGUGCAUGACACCGGAUACUUUUCAGCUUUACCGUCUCUGGAGGAGUACUGGCAGCAGACAUGCCUCGAGCUGGAGAGGUACCUCCAGAGCGAGCCCUAUGUCUCAGCCACGGACCUCAAGUUUGAGAACCAGGAGGACCUGUGGAGCAAGCUAAUGCUGGCCUGCGGGGACAAGUCUAACGACACGGACCCAAAGAUCCCCCACAUCAAGGAGGAGGAAGACAAUCAGGACAACCAGCACGUCGACACCGGCGGCUUCAACUCUGACGCCAGCAGCGAGGCCUCGGACAGCUCCGAGGAGCUCUCCCCUACCCUCGACUUCUCCUCCGGCUCUUUGACUGACAUUCUGGGCGACGGUGGCGAAGACCUGGGCUCUGCCAUCAUCAGCACGCCGCCGUCCUCACCCGAGCUGGGCAAGGAGGGCUCGGUAGCCCGGGUGUGGAGUGGGAUACAGACUGUGCUGCACUCGCCUGGGAAAAUAAGGACUGGGGGCAUGGAGAGGACCCUCGAGAGGUCGGGGCUCACCAGUGGGGAGACGUCGCCUGACGGGAGGAGGCGGGUGCACAGGUGUCAAUUCAACGGGUGCAGGAAGGUGUACACCAAGAGCUCGCACCUCAAAGCACACCAGCGCACGCACACAGGUGAGAAGCCCUACAGGUGUUCAUGGGAGGGCUGCGAGUGGCGCUUUGCACGAAGCGAUGAACUCACCAGACACUUCAGGAAGCACACUGGAGCAAAGCCAUUCAAAUGCAGUCACUGCGACAGGUGUUUCUCCCGUUCUGACCACCUGGCACUGCACAUGAAGAGGCACAUCUAAGAUGGCCUCCUUGUCGAGAGCUCUGGGGGAUGAUUCUGGUUGAUUGUCCCGACCUGUGUGGGGGAUCAGCGAGGCCGGUGUGUCCUGGGAGCGCUAACAGGAGCACCGCCAUGUUCCAGGCAGUGGAAAAACACGAAGCAACGCAGGCUAUUAUUUGCACCAUACUUAGUGCCUCCAACACCUCGCUGUGGAGAUUGCUCUUGAAAGGCUUUUUACAGAGGAGCGGGAGGGCGGGGAGAGACUCGAGAGAGAAAAAAAAAACAGAAAAAAAAUAAAUAAACGGGAAAAAUCUGGGCUGGAGAAGAUGGGAAGAGACUCUUCUGUAUGGUGUUCGAUGCUUUUUUUCCUGGAGGAUUAUGGGACUCCUGUGGGGGUGCCGUUCCUCCAAUGACAGUGUGUUUGCCUGUGCGCAUGAGGACUGUGAGUGCCUGCGACUGGGUGCCUGUGCUGGCUUUAUGGAGCAGAUGGAGCUUGUAUUUGUGGAAGCUCGAGUGAAUGAAUGACAUGGAGAGGGUGAUGUUAUGC
Seriola dumerili (greater amberjack) is the source of this 1574-nucleotide messenger RNA. Its product is annotated as Krueppel-like factor 6. Bases 189 to 1049 code for a protein of 286 amino acids. The transcript is spliced from 4 exons. Gene Ontology annotation, molecular function: RNA polymerase II cis-regulatory region sequence-specific DNA binding; DNA-binding transcription factor activity, RNA polymerase II-specific. NCBI's taxonomy places the organism in Eukaryota, Metazoa, Chordata, Actinopteri, Carangiformes, Carangidae. The record is from RefSeq and is a predicted model, not a curated record. Gene Ontology annotation, biological process: regulation of transcription by RNA polymerase II.